Nannizzia gypsea CBS 118893 is the source of this 981-nucleotide messenger RNA. RefSeq lists its product as hypothetical. The record is from RefSeq and is a predicted model, not a curated record. Bases 1 to 981 code for a protein of 326 amino acids. The transcript has 3 exons. Lineage: Eukaryota; Fungi; Ascomycota; Eurotiomycetes; Onygenales; Arthrodermataceae.
AUGUUCUCAUUUCCAGCCCAACUUGAGUCCGACCAGCAGACAAGGAACUGGUACCAGGAUCUGCUAGACCACGCGGAAUGUCAAGAUAACCCUGUAAAAGUGCAACAGGCCUAUGAGUCUUAUAGACAAGCGAGCCUGUCAAGGUCUCUCGCAUCUUUGACUCAGCCAGACGGCAAGCCGAAGAUAACACCCAGUUCGGCUCUUGUUCAGUAUCUGUCUCAUGCUGCGACUACCAGUAUACCUGGAGAGAUUGAGAAGCAUUAUAGCGAUGAGAGCAUCAACUGCAUGGUUAUCUGGGCUCGCCCAAGCCAGAAGAUCCUCGACCUCCUGCUUGGGUUACAAAACAGGCUUAAAGAUAUAGCUGGGGCUGACAUGUGGUUUCCAAAGUCGUCUCGGCUACAUUUAUCAGUCGUUGAGAUCUCGCACCGUCACCCUAUGGCUCAUCUACGGUCCGUGUUUAACCAAAUUGGAAGACCGUUAGUCCAGGGGAUGCUGGACCUCCCGGCCACCCAUGCUGCAUCUCAGUCAAAGGUUGCUCGUCUUGGAAGGCCAAUGCUCCUUUUCGAUGCGGUUGGGGUAGCCAUCGCGUUCGUUCCAGUCGGGACAGACCCAUAUACUUAUCACCAUUUAAGGAGAGACUUGCACAACCUGGCCAUCAGCAGCGGAGUCAAGACAGACACAUGCUACACUGCUUGCAUGGGGCAUAUUACACUUGGCCGCUUUGUAUCUACAAAGCACUUCGAUUCAGAAGACGAAGGCACUGCACAACAACGCCUCCAAGUCUGGGCGGAUACCAUCCAGGGUAUAAACGAAGAACUCAGCCAACGUUACCAAGCCGAAGACUGGGAAUGGGCGGUUGGAGAAGAGAAGGGACUGGAACUCCAGAUGGGGAUGCUUAAAUUCGGGCGAGAUACAGAAGCAGCCGAAAUCGUUGGUCGGAAUUUUGGAACCGAAGCAACAACCUCGAUGACGCCUAACUAG